AUGGCGGAGCUGGAGCUUGGCUCUUCGGCCAUCUGGGUUGGUGGAGCAGCCGUGUUCUGGGUGCUGGCAGUGGAACGAUACCUCCCGGAUCGUCCCGGCGCUAGUCGAUAUGACGUGACCCUGUAUGGCCAAGGAGACGGGGACAGGGGCCCACUGAAAUAUUCGCUGUCUCCGCAGCUAAACCGUUUAGUGGAAACAAACCGGUUAUGUUCGGGUUGCCAGCUCAGGUUGAGCCGCUGGUCAAUGCUGUCGGACGGGCAGAGGGUGAUAGACGGAGCCGAAGUGUUGAGGGGAGCCAUUCCACCACCAGCAUGUGUUGCCUUUCUGCCCGUCCCGCGCCCUUCACACUGCCGUGCCAAAUACUACCUGCCGCUCUGGGAGGACAGUGACUAUUAUGGAGAGGAAUGGAUUAUACAAACGCACAGCCAAGAACUUGUCAAUCUGGAAGAUGAGCAGAUAAUUACACUAAAGGAGUUGCAACUUAAUUGGAGAGGAAGGUUGAAAUUGGCUCCCCUAUUGGUGAGAGUAAUAUACAAAUCCAGAUUACGGCGUUAUGGAACAGCUGGCAAGAACAUUGAUUGGCCUUAUCAGGCUUACUUUGAAGUUGCUGACUGUUCAGGUAUGAUGUCAAUGGUUCUUUGGAAUUCACUAUGUCCAAGAUUUUUUCGAAGUUUAGAGGUUGGGACUGUAAUCUUUAUUCAGCAGUAUGUUGUGAAGGAUGCAUUCCAGAUGAGAACACGGCCAGUUUCGUACUACCCUGACUUAAAAACAUACAAAGAAAUAGAUAUUUCCUUGAACCCUCAGAAACCUGCUGCUGAUAUUAAGAUUAUUCCAGCAAAGCAAGUCAAACCUGAGUGGAGGCUUCCUAAUAUUAAGUAUCGUUUUAUUACCAGAGAUAUAUUGGACACUCUACCGGAUACCUAUGUUUGUGAUGUGAUUGGCCUUGUCACUUUUGUUGGCAGAUGUGAAAGAAUCAGAAAGAAGGAUGAUGAUGCUUUUUGGGUUCGACGGUUUGUUGAGAUGAUGGAUCAAACAAGCACAAAGCCAUUUAUUCUGGAACUUUAUUGCACUUCCCAACCAGACAUCUACAAUCAACUACAUCCAGUGAGUUUCUUAGUCUGUACCCAAAUGAGGGUUGUCAGAAAUAACUUCCACGAUGGAUGCAGUAUUGCAUAUUUGACUUCAUCCAGUGAGACUCAGAUUUAUAUCACAGGUUAUCACAAAAGAAGACCAUACACAAUUGACACUACAGUUAGAAGAUUUAUUCAGUGGGCAAAAUCACAACAUAAGAAAGAUUUUCUGGAAAAGUCUGUGGUUGGAGGAUAUUAUUCUUUUCCUCCUUUGCCUUCAAACUUUCAGGAGUACAGUCAAAAUAUGAAAGAGGUCACUGUUGUAUCACUACAGGAGUUCAAGGAAAUUGUAGAAAGUUUACAUUAUAGGGAACACAAGCAUAUGGUUGUUCAAGGAAUCAUCGUUGCUGUCAAAUAUAUAUCCCACACCACUUCUACUGGAUGUUUAAUAGACAAGAAACACACUCAGCUUUUACAAUCUGGAAGAAGUGAGCUAGACAGUUACACAUCCAGUGAAUAUAAAACAAAAAUGGUUAAUAACCAGUCAUCAACAGAAGAUUAUUUACAUAAUUUCAGUAAGACCAUCGAAAGCUUCGAACAAAUAUUGGAGUAUGAAGAUGAUGUUACGCUCCUUGCAAGAUCAAGAAAAUAUGAAGUUCUUCAGGCAUCCACUCUGAAAAAUUCAGCUCCUAAUCUUGAUCCAAGUUUAUUAUCCAAUAGUGAAGAAACAGAAGAUGAAUAUUUCACUGCUGAAGAAGAUAUCGCUGAAAUGGAUGAAGUUCCAAAAUCCAAAUCUUUAAAUUGGUCAUGGGAAAGUUCAAAGUGGUCAGAGAUUAAAGGUCGAGUGAAAGAAUUCUUAUCAUUUGGCCAACUUCUUCCUGAAAGUUGUCCACAAAAGUUUGAGUAUGCAAAAAAGGAAGCAAUAAUGAGCCAGCAUAACCUCCAAUCACCAAGAUGUUCUUCAUUUCUGCUUGAGUCCAAUAAUAAUGCGAGAGAUUUUGCCACUGCUUGGAGUUAUGGUCACUAUAUAUUGACGAUUGUUGGUCAAAUCAUGGGAACAGCAUCCAAACUAAAUGGAAAAUACCUUCUAUGUGCUUUGGAUCUUUACUGUCAUGGAAAUGAUCAAACAGAGGUCAUUUUAAGCAGAGCUUAUGCAAAAAGCUGA
Hemiscyllium ocellatum (epaulette shark) is the source of this 2235-nucleotide messenger RNA. RefSeq names its product RPA-related protein RADX-like. The transcript is spliced from 13 exons. Gene Ontology annotation, molecular function: single-stranded DNA binding. NCBI's taxonomy places the organism in Eukaryota, Metazoa, Chordata, Chondrichthyes, Orectolobiformes, Hemiscylliidae. Gene Ontology annotation, cellular component: replication fork. The record is from RefSeq and is a predicted model, not a curated record. The coding region runs from base 1 to 2235 and encodes 744 amino acids. Gene Ontology annotation, biological process: regulation of DNA repair.